Molecule: messenger RNA, 3548 nt
Organism: Microcebus murinus (gray mouse lemur)
Lineage: Eukaryota; Metazoa; Chordata; Mammalia; Primates; Cheirogaleidae
Source: RefSeq, a predicted model, not a curated record
AUGCAGUGGUGCCCCUCCCUGCUGCCGUGUUUCCUUGUCAGGGAUGCCCUGCUGGUAAUCCAGUGGAACAUUCGGGCCUUCAUGGGGGUCAAGAAUUGGCCCUGGAUGAAGCUCUACUUCAAGAUCAAGCCGCUGCUAAAGAGCGCAGAGACGGAGAAGGAGAUGGCCAACAUGAAGGAGGAAUUCGGGCGCAUCAAAGAGUCACUGGAGAAGUCUGAGGCUCGCCGCAAGGAACUGGAGGAGAAGAUGGUGUCCCUGCUGCAGGAGAAGAACGACCUGCAGCUCCAAGUGCAGGCGGAACAAGACAACCUCAACGAUGCUGAGGAGCGCUGCGACCAGCUCAUCAAGAAUAAGAUCCAGCUGGAGGCCAAGGUGAAGGAGAUGACCGAGAGGCUGGAGGACGAGGAGGAGAUGAACGCUGAGCUCACUGCCAAGAAGCGCAAGCUGGAAGAUGAGUGCUCUGAGCUCAAAAAGGACAUUGAUGACCUGGAGCUGACACUGGCCAAGGUGGAGAAGGAGAAACAUGCAACAGAGAACAAGGUGAAGAACCUGACAGAGGAGAUGGCUGGGCUGGACGAGAUCAUCGCCAAGCUGACCAAGGAGAAGAAAGCUCUGCAAGAGGCCCACCAACAGGCCCUGGAUGACCUUCAGGCUGAAGAGGACAAAGUCAACAGCCUGACGAAGUCUAAGGUCAAACUGGAGCAGCAGGUGGAUGAUCUGGAGGGGUCCCUGGAGCAGGAGAAGAAGGUGCGCAUGGACCUGGAGCGAGCAAAGAGGAAGCUGGAGGGUGACCUGAAGUUGACCCAGGAGAGCAUCAUGGACCUCGAGAAUGACAAGCUGCAGCUGGAAGAAAAGCUCAAGAAGAAGGAGUUUGACAUUAAUCAGCAGAACAGUAAGAUUGAAGAUGAGCAAGCACUGGCCCUUCAGCUGCAGAAGAAACUGAAGGAAAACCAGGCGCGCAUCGAGGAGCUGGAGGAGGAGCUGGAAGCCGAGCGCACCGCCAGGGCCAAGGUGGAGAAGCUGCGCUCAGACCUGUCCCGGGAGCUGGAGGAGAUCAGCGAGCGGCUGGAGGAGGCGGGCGGGGCCACGUCCGUGCAGAUCGAGAUGAACAAGAAGCGCGAGGCCGAGUUCCAGAAGAUGAGGCGGGACCUGGAGGAGGCCACGCUGCAGCACGAGGCCACGGCCGCGGCCCUGCGCAAGAAGCACGCGGACAGCGUGGCCGAGCUGGGCGAGCAGAUCGACAACCUGCAGCGGGUGAAGCAGAAGCUGGAGAAGGAGAAGAGCGAGUUCAAGCUGGAGCUGGACGAUGUCACCUCCAACAUGGAGCAGAUCAUCAAGGCCAAGGCUAACCUGGAGAAGAUGUGUCGGACCCUGGAAGACCAGAUGAAUGAGCACCGGAGCAAGGCUGAGGAGACCCAGCGAUCCGUCAAUGACCUCACCAGCCAGCGGGCCAAGCUGCAAACCGAGAACGGUGAGCUGUCCCGGCAGCUGGAUGAGAAGGAGGCGCUGAUCUCCCAGCUGACCCGAGGCAAACUCACCUACACCCAGCAGCUGGAGGACCUCAAGAGGCAGCUCGAGGAGGAGGUUAAGGCGAAGAACGCCCUGGCGCACGCGCUGCAGUCGGCCCGGCACGACUGUGACCUGCUGCGGGAGCAGUACGAGGAGGAGACGGAAGCCAAGGCCGAGCUGCAGCGCGUCCUGUCCAAGGCCAACUCGGAGGUGGCCCAGUGGAGGACCAAGUACGAGACAGAUGCCAUCCAGCGGACCGAGGAGCUUGAGGAGGCCAAGAAGAAGCUGGCGCAGCGGCUCCAGGACGCCGAGGAGGCUGUGGAGGCCGUCAACGCCAAGUGCUCGUCACUGGAGAAGACCAAGCACCGGCUGCAGAACGAGAUUGAGGACCUCAUGGUGGACGUGGAGCGCUCCAACGCCGCCGCUGCGGCCCUGGACAAGAAGCAGAGGAACUUCGACAAGAUCCUGGCCGAGUGGAAGCAGAAGUAUGAAGAGUCGCAGUCGGAGCUGGAGUCCUCGCAGAAGGAGGCGCGCUCCCUCAGCACGGAGCUCUUCAAGCUCAAGAACGCCUAUGAGGAGUCCCUGGAGCACCUGGAGACCUUCAAGCGGGAGAACAAGAACCUUCAGGAGGAGAUCUCCGACCUGACUGAGCAGCUGGGUUCUAGUGGCAAGACCAUCCAUGAGUUGGAGAAGGUCCGCAAACAGCUGGAGGCUGAGAAACUGGAGCUGCAGUCCGCCCUGGAGGAAGCCGAGGCCUCCCUGGAGCAUGAGGAGGGCAAGAUCCUCCGGGCCCAGCUGGAGUUCAACCAGAUCAAGGCAGAGAUCGAGCGCAAGCUGGCAGAGAAGGACGAGGAGAUGGAGCAGGCCAAGCGCAACCACCUGCGCGUGGUGGACUCGCUGCAGACCUCCCUGGACGCAGAGACGCGAAGCCGCAACGAGGCCCUGCGGGUGAAGAAGAAGAUGGAAGGCGACCUCAACGAGAUGGAGAUCCAGCUCAGCCACGCCAACCGCAUAGCUGCCGAGGCCCAGAAGCAAGUCAAGAGCCUCCAGAGCUUGCUGAAGGACACCCAGAUCCAGCUGGAUGACGCGGUCCGUGCCAACGACGACCUGAAGGAGAACAUCGCCAUCGUGGAGCGGCGCAACAACCUGCUGCAGGCUGAGCUGGAGGAGCUGCGUGCCGUGGUGGAGCAGACGGAGCGGUCUCGGAAGCUGGCAGAGCAGGAGCUGAUCGAGACCAGUGAGCGGGUGCAGCUGCUGCACUCCCAGGUGAGGGACACCAGCCUCAUCAACCAGAAGAAGAAGAUGGAUGCAGACCUGUCCCAGCUCCAGUCGGAGGUGGAGGAGGCCGUGCAGGAGUGCAGGAACGCUGAGGAGAAGGCCAAGAAGGCCAUCACGGAUGCUGCCAUGAUGGCGGAGGAGCUGAAGAAGGAGCAGGACACGAGCGCGCACCUGGAGCGCAUGAAGAAGAACAUGGAGCAGACCAUCAAGGACCUGCAGCACCGGCUGGACGAGGCGGAGCAGAUCGCCCUCAAGGGCGGCAAGAAGCAGCUGCAGAAGCUGGAGGCGCGGGUGCGGGAGCUGGAGAAUGAGCUGGAGGUGGAGCAGAAGCGCAACGCGGAGUCCAUCAAGGGCAUGAGGAAGAGCGAGCGGCGCAUCAAGGAGCUCACCUACCAGACUGAAGAGGACAGGAAGAACCUGCUGCGGCUGCAGGACCUGGUGGACAAGCUGCAGCUGAAGGUCAAGGCCUACAAGCGCCAGGCCGAGGAGGCGGAGGAGCAGGCCAACACCAACCUGUCCAAGUUCCGCAAGGUGCAGCACGAGCUGGAUGAGGCGGAGGAGCGCGCGGACAUCGCGGAGUCCCAGGUCAACAAGCUGCGGGCCAAGAGCCGCGAUAUCGGCACCAAGGGCCUGAAUGAGGAGUAGCUUUGCCACAUCUUGAUCUGCCCAGCCCUGAGGGUGCCAGCGAAGCUCCCGGUCCUGGAGCCUAUGUAGCAGCCCCUGGGGAGGAAGCAGAAUAAAGCAAUUUUCCUUGAAGCCAA